This is a messenger RNA of Didymodactylos carnosus, 5298 nucleotides long. The record is from the annotation of a GenBank genome assembly. Lineage: Eukaryota; Metazoa; Rotifera; Eurotatoria; Philodinida; Philodinidae.
AUGGGUCGUGUAAAUGAUAAUUCUACGUCUCAUUCUGCCUCCGAUCAACGACCGUUAGGCCGUUUUAAUUCUGCAUCAAUGAAUUCUAAUGAACAAACUCAGGUACAACAACCUGUGAAUACAUACGAAUCAAAUCAACUACCACAAAAACGUUUAGCUAAUAUGUUUUCAAAUCGUCAAGACCGUCCACAACAAAACUCAUCAAAUUGGUCAGGGAUACGUGACACGAAUAACAAUCCAGUCACACAAGUGUUCCAGAAUCGUACAUCUAACAAUCAAUCUGAUCGGGGACAAGAACAGCCGCAAUCAAUCCCAAGUUUUAGAGAUCAAACUAAUAAUGCACCUGUAACAAAAACAACAAAUGCAGAUAAAGAAUGGAAUGCUGAUGCAAAGGUAUCAAAUUUUGGCGCUCGCGAUGAGACAACGACACAGAGAGACGGUGGCCACUGGAGAUUUAACAACGAUUCUGGUAAUCAAAAUAAUAACGGUGAAGGACAACGGGGAUCAGAAAGAGGAAGCUUUCGCGGUCGUAGUAAUUUUAGUCAAAAUCAUGGAAGGUUCAACAAUCGAAAUGAUCACGGCGGCAGUGGAAAUGAUAGAGAAUCAACAGGUUCAGACAAUUUUAAUCGUCAGGACGGAUUUAAAGAUAGUAGUCGAGGAAAUCGUGGUGGUUUCAACCGCAGCAAUGGUUUCAAUCGACAGCAAAAUGAUGAGAAUGAAAAUGAAAAGGGAUUUGAAAAUGGUGUUCGAUCGCGUGGUGCUCGUUUCAAUGGCAAUCGAGGAAGUCGCGGAGGUCGUGGGGGUUAUGACACUCGUGAAGAUCGCGGCAGAAAUCGUGGAGGUUAUAGCAGUGGAUUUGAUCGUGAAGGACACGAUGGAAGAAGUAGUUGGCAAAGCCGAAAUGGUGCUUCUGGAGAACAAUCAAAAUUUAAUACUUGGGAGUCAGCAGCACCAGGUGGCCAUGAUAGAGCCUCAAAAUUAGCAGGACGGCAUGAUGAAGGCACAACAAUAAGAUUCGAAGCUGGUCAUUGUUAUGAUGAUUUUGUAUUACCAACCACAGAAAUCAAAUUUGUACUUAGCCAUGUUAACACACCAACGCAAUUUUUCAUUCAAUUAUUAACAAAAGCCGAUGAAAUAAGUCAAUUAAGUGAUACAUUACAAAGGGAAUUUAAAGCUGCACCAGUUGUCAAUGCCUCAUCACUAAAAUUUGGACAAGUUUGUUUAUCAAAACAUACAGAUGAGUGUUGGUAUAGAGCUUCGGUACUAACGGUCGAUGGAAAUAAAGCUAAUGUUAAAUAUAUUGAUUUUGGCAAUUGUGACGAUGUUGAUACUAAAAAUAUACGUCAGUUAUCAAAAAAAUAUACAUCGCCUGCUCCAUUUGCUUAUCCAUGUUUAUUGAAAGAUACUCAAGCUGUGGAGAAUGUUGAUCUCCGUACGGUUAUUCAUGCAGUUGAUGGCAAGGAAUUCCAAGGCACAAUUGAAUCAAAAGCAGAUGAAACUUUUAUUCUUGUUUCCGAUAAUCUUUCAAAUUUGUUGAAAGAUUUAAAAGUAAUCAGAAUGAAUAAGCAAUUUUUCACAUUAAUGUCGAUUACAAAAAACACAAUGUCAGCGACUGUUGCACAAGCGAAUACACCAGACGAAUUUUAUUUACACGAUGAUGAAAAAAGCGCGUGUUUGUCACAAUUAAUGAAGCAGUUAAGUCAAGAAUAUACAUCAACAGCAUCGGUUUCAGAUAUCAAACUACAAGUAAAUCAGCCAUGUGCUGCAUUAGUCUAUGAACAGUGGCAUCGGGGUUAUAUAAAUUCGAUUGAAAACGAUGUUUUAAGUAUAAAAUUUAUUGAUUAUGGAACACAAUCGAUCGUGCAGAAAGAAGAUAUUCGUCCAUUGAAUGCAAAAUAUUUCAAAGAGCCAGCAUUUGCCAUUCGAUGUUCAUUAUCUGGUUCACAUUGUAAAGAAUGGACAGAAGUUGAUGAUUUUUUUGAUGCAAUUGUCGAUAAACCAUUAGCGGUUGAUUUACAAAGUCAUGUUCAGCCAAUUUUAGUCAAACUAACAUUAAAAGACGAACCAGAACAAAAAUUCGAAUCAUAUUCUCUAAAAUCAGAAUAUCCGCCACAUGUUCCAUUAUUUGAUCCUGGUCUAUCCGUCAUUGUUUCCAUUUAUUCAUCACCGAACACCUUUUACGUUCAACCGAAAGAUGCUGAUGUUGAUUGUACUGCUAUUAAUGAAAAAUUACGUGUUUAUGCUGAAACAGAAGAAAUAAUAAUAUUAAAUCAAUCGCAUAAGUACCAAAAAGAUGAAUUUUGUAUUGCACAAUUUACCACUGAUCAACAGUGGAAUCGUGCUAAAAUUUUGUCAAUUGAACAAGAAAAUGUGAAUGGCAAUACGUCAUUGUUAUAUUCUGUGAUAUAUAUAGAUUUUGGUAAUACUGAAAAACUUAAACACGAUAGUUUACGACCAUAUGAUCCAGAAACGGGCGCUAUGCCACGUUUAGCUUAUCAUUGUGAACUGAAUAUGAAUGAUGUAGACGAUAAUACAAAACAAACUUUAUCAGAACAAGAAAGAGAUAAAAUUGAAGAUUUAUUGUGCCAUCAUGAUUUUCAGAUCGAAUUAGUUAAUAUUAGAGAUGAACAAUCAUUUAAAAAUAAUGAAACACAACCAAUUAAGAUUAAUGCAUUUUUAAAUGGUCAAAGUAUAAUCGAUAUGGUACGAAAGAAAGAUGAACAAAAGCCACAAACAAUCGAUCAGCCAGCAAUAACUGUACUAAAUAAUAAACAAGAACAUGUAACAAUAAAACCACAGCCAACAUGUACUGCCGGUUCAGCUGUAACGUUACCAUCGGCAACAACUUCCGUUUCAAUCAAACAGGAUGAUCAACGUAUUCCUGUUACUAUAUCAUACAUCGAAAAAGAUAAACAUUAUUUCUAUGUUCAAACUGAUACAACAACAGUUAAUCAAAUUAGUAAUAUUAUUGAACAAGAAAUGGAUAUUGCACAAGUAUUGUCAAUCGAAGAUGUUAGACAGUUAUUAAAGAAUGAUUUAGUGAUUAGCAUGUAUGAUGGAGCACCAUUUCGUGCAGUCUUAUCAGAUGAUAUCAAUAAUUCCGAAGAUAACGUUUAUGUAUACUUCGUGGAUUAUGGCAACGUUGAUUCGUGUGUUAGUACAACCUUAAAAAAAUGCUCAAAUGAAUUAUCGGUCUAUCCAUAUCAAGCUCGACGUUGUUUCUUUCAUGGUAUACAAAAUGAUAAACUUGAUACAUUAUUUGAAGAAUUGGAUAGUUACCUUGAAGCAGCUGACGUUGAGAUGAGUAUUGUUAAUCAAAUAUCACCUAAUGAAUCAAACAACCUUACGAAAACCCCAUCAGUAGACGCGUCUAGUGUAUUGUUAUACGUUAAAGGUGUUUGUUUGAAUGAAAAAUAUGGUUAUCAACCAAAUACAACAAGCACUUCGUUAUCUUCUGGUCUAAGUAAUAUGGAUACUGAUUCACAAACUCACGACAGUGUCCUAACAAAAUCGUCAACAGCUGCAGCACCCCAAGAAAAUCUUGAACGACAAAAUUCAAUAGUUGGAAAACGAACAAAUGAUGAAAUUAAUGAUUCGUCAAGUAGUGAUCAACAGUCAAGCACAGGGGCAGUUAAGCGUCAACGACCCGAACCAGAAAUUAGUUCAGCGUUGUUAUCAUCGAUCAUAGAAACCGGCUUCCUAACACAUGUUGAUCCUGUUGCCCCAUUUAUUUAUGUUCAAACGUCAGCCGAUAUUGAUACACAAUUAGAACGUGUAAAUGGCUUAAUCGAGAAAAUCGAUAAAAAGACACCUGGUGAUACAUAUAAUGUUGGUGAUUACUGUAUAGCACAAUUUAGUGUCGAUAAUGUCUACUAUCGUGCAAAAAUUCAAUCGAUAGAUAAUGAUUCAUAUACCGUUUUUUUUAUUGACUAUGGUAAUAUCGAUGAGAAUUUAGAAAAAAGUAAAUUACUGGACUAUUCAGACGAGCUUAAAUCAAUUGAAGCACUAGCAAAAUGUUUUCAGCUAUCAAAUAUAGAUCGUACAAAAUGGACAAAAAACAUCUUUCCAUUAGUCAAUUCAAAACUAAAUGAAGUAAUCGAAUUCUAUUAUAAAAAUGAACAAAAAACAGAAAUUCACAUUAAAUUUGAUAAUGAAAAUGAGAUUUAUCAAUCAUCAACACCACUUUCGUCCUUUGAUUCUACAUCAUCAUCGUCAAAUAAAAAUAAUUCGGAAGAAGAGGAACAACCAAUCUUGCAAAAUGGUGGUAGUGAUGAACGGAUAAUCUCCGAUACAGAUAUGCUUUCCGAUACACCUGUUGAAAAACCAGCAGAUGUUAGUUUCACAUCACAAAAAACAUCGACACCCACAGGUCCAGAAAAUGGUAGUGAUGAACAACAACGUAUGCAAAUAUCGCCCUCGAAUAAUGACUAUAAUGAACAAACUGGAAUACGAUCAUCUUCAACAACUAUCAAAGAAAAACAACAUACUGAACUACAUCUAAAUACACCUAUUAAACCACAACAAAUAUCUGCAUAUUGUUCAAAACAUCAACAAUCACAAAGAUUAAAAGCAAAUGUUUGUGGUACAAGUGAUAUUUAUUUUUUUAUUCACAUUGUUCCCGAAUCAGAAGCUGAAAUAUGUAAAGUUGAUCAAUUGUUACAAGAGCAUGAAAAACACAAUAAAUCAUCGUUUGAUGAAUGGAAAUUAAAUGAUUUGUGUAUUGUUGCCGUUGAAGACAGCGAUGAACAAAUGUAUUAUCGUGGACAAAUAAUGAAAAUAAAUUCAUCAACGAAAACGUUCGAUAUCAAACGUGUCGACUAUGGUAAUACAUUAUUUGAUAUUCCAUUUAAACGCUUAUUCGAAUUAAAUAAUGAUACUAUAUUAAAAAUACGGUUUAUUGCUAAUAAAUGUCGUCUAUAUGCUGUUGAAGAUGACUACAUGCAGUAUGCGAUUAUGGAUAUAAAGGAUACAAUUGGUCAUGAAGAUAUUGUUGAAAUAAUUGUUAUUGAUCAAACGGAAGAUUAUCGACUUGUGAUACUAUUUUGGAACGAUGAAGUUUUCAAUGAUAGAUAUGAUCAUUAUAGUACAUAUAUGCAAAAGAAAGGUGCUGGUCAAAUAACAACGUCAAAUGGCCAUGAAUCAUCAUUUAUUGGUGCUCCUCAAGCUGAAAGUACAGCAUGUGCAAAUAAUACAACAACCGGUGGCGAUAAUGAUUGUUCGACAUCAUUGUCUAAUCGAACAAUCGAUUUUGGUGAGAACGAUAUGACAACAGUGAAUGAUGAAACAUCGAAACUAUAA